AUGGAUUUCAUCAAGACCAGUUCCCUGCACGGCUCUAUCGAGAAUCAGCGCCCAACCGCGCAGUCCGGCUGGCCGAGGAACGAUGUUCCGCGCUCGGCCAAAUUCGUCCGUCCGUCUGAAGUCUCGGCCAAAGUCCAAAACCAUCGGCCGAUCACGCAUCACGACCCGGGAAACUAUUGCCCGCGGUCGGCCACGCCACAACCGCCACGCCACGCCGCGCACGACACGCCGCACGACCGGGAAAUAACGCCUCGCGUCCGGCCGAGAUUUCAUCGGCCAAAUCUCAUCCGUCCGACCACGCCGGCCGACCGUGAAUCAUCCGGCCACGACCGUUCCGACUCGGCCACGACCCGACUGUCCGGCCGAUCGUCCCGACCGACCGUCCCAACGCCGCGGUCGACCCGAAGCCCGUUUUGA
Molecule: messenger RNA, 417 nt
Organism: Microthlaspi erraticum
Lineage: Eukaryota; Viridiplantae; Streptophyta; Magnoliopsida; Brassicales; Brassicaceae
Source: the annotation of a GenBank genome assembly